Molecule: messenger RNA, 1440 nt
Organism: Saccostrea echinata
Lineage: Eukaryota; Metazoa; Mollusca; Bivalvia; Ostreida; Ostreidae
Exons: 4
Coding region: 1-1440 (479 amino acids)
Biological process (GO): Notch signaling pathway; protein ubiquitination
Cellular component (GO): nucleoplasm
Molecular function (GO): ubiquitin protein ligase activity
Source: RefSeq, a predicted model, not a curated record
AUGUCAGGAAAAGUAACUAGAAGAGCAAAUCGUAAGUUUGCAAGGACAGAAGAAGCACCAGAGGAAGGAAAACCACCGACUGGGGAUAUAUACAAAAGAAGAUUCAAUACUGAUGACAGUUUUCAAGCUGAAUUUCAGUCUGAAAGUAUGCGGCAAACAACUCCACUUUCAAAAUACGAAUUCAACACAAAGGAAGGUCUUAAAGUUUUGAUUUAUGAAGGCAGUAUCACUCAUUUAGAUGUGGAUUGCAUUGUCAAUGCAGCAAAUGAAAAUCUUAUGCAUGGGGGAGGAAUUGCUUUUGCUAUAUCUGAGGCAGCAGGUUAUGUAUUUGAUGAGGAAAGCAAGGAUUAUAUAGCAAAGCAUGGUCAGAUACCAGUAGGUACAUGUGCUGUGACAUCUGCUGGUAAAUUACCGUACAAGUAUGUAAUUCACUCAGUUGGACCAAGAUGGAGUGAUUAUACUGACAAAGAUCGUUGUUUACGUGAUCUCUGUGAGUCUGUAGAGGUAACAUUUAGAGAAGCUGAUAAGUUAGGGAUGAAGUCAAUUGCAUUACCUUCAAUAAGUUCAGGUAUAUUUGGCGUCCCUAGAGAUAAAUGUGUGGAGCAAUAUCAUAAGGCAGUGACGACAUUCAGCAGAAGUUACCCUUUCUUGAGACUCAGGGAAAUUCACUUUGUUGACCGAGAUGCAUCAAUGGUCAGUGCACUACAGGUAGUAUUUCAACAGAAAACUUCACGCUUAAAUAACACAGAGCCUUCUAAAGCUCCAUACGAAAGAAAAUUACAGGGAGCAAAUGAUGAUAAACUUUCACCCAUUCAUCAUGAAAUGCACCUAAAGCACUUUUCAAACUGUUGUAUAUGUAUGGAUCAACUCACAAAUCCACAACGAUUGCCAAAAUGUGGACAUAUUUUCUGCAAGAAGUGCAUCAAACAGUAUCUUGAUUACAAGCCAGCUUGUCCCACCUGUGGCCAGAUUUAUGGGAAGAUGACAGGCAACCAGCCUCCAGGGUCGAUUUCAAUUAAGAAAAGUUACCAAAGAUUGCAGGGUGUCCACGACUGCAAUAGCUUUGUGAUAAAAAUAUCUAUCUACUCGCAGACUGAUCAUCCCAACCCUGGAAAGAUGUAUAAAGGAAUUAGUCGCUCUGGUUAUCUCCCUAACAACGAGAAAGGAUGUCUUGUUGCUAAGCUGUUGAAUGUAGCAUUUAGCAGGCGUUUAGUGUUUACUAUUGGUCGCUCUAGAACUACAGGUCAGGGUGGUGUUAUUACAUGGAACGACAUACUACAUAAAACUAGACCUGAUGGAGGACCAAUUAAAUUUGGAUAUCCGGACGACACGUAUCUCGAGGGGGUGAUGGCGGAGCUGUCAGCAAAAGGAGUUACACCGGAGUCAGCUGAUGACCCACGGGAAUAUAGUGAAUAUUCCAAGUUUGUUAGUUACAGCUAG